AUGGCCUCCGAGGAGGUUGAGCUGGACAUAUUGUCCUUGACAAGGACCCUGGAACAGCUCAAUGGAGAAGUCCACGGAUCGCGUGUCGGAGUGCUCGAUGCGAUUCGAUCCCGAGGGGCAGAGUUUUCGGCGGCUUCUGGCCAUGUCGGCGAAUUGCAGCGGCGAGUUGCGGACUUGAAGGAGGAUCUUGGGAUUGCGAUAUCCGCCGACCCGGCUGCUCCGGUUGCACCAGUCCUGGCCUUGCAAGCCUGCGAUGUGCAGCAGGCCUCGGAGAGGCAUUCACACCUCAAGGCCCAGCUUUCAGAACUCGAUGAGGGCGUUGGGAUCCUUACGGUUCUCCUGGAGGUACGAAGAAUUCUUGCUCGAGUGGCAGACGACCUGUCAGGAGACAGGUUCACUCCGGCCGCCGAGAGCCUGCAAAAUGUUGCCGCAUCUUUGGCAGAGAUCUCUGCGCCGACGGGCAUAGAGGAGCCCGACAUGAUCCGGUCUGCAAAGUCUGAGUACUCCAGACUGCGAGCAAGCUUGGUGGCUGCUCUCGAUGCUGGAUUCCAGAAGCUGGUCUUCUCUGGAACAGACGGAAGCAACGCAAGCGCUGAGCGAUUGCAGGAGGUUUGGAGUCUGUACCAGCUUCUAGGCUUGAGGGCCCGGCGACUGGACUGGCUUUCUUCUGAGAUUCGCCGAAGGCUUCUGGGCCCGCUGCUGGCCGCGGGAGCGAUGCUCGGGCCGGGCCGGCGGUUGCUUUGGAAGGAAAGCGCCCACCUGGGCGUCUCCGGCUUCAGCUGGGAGGAGGUCCCCGACGCGUCGCCGCCGAAAGGACCGCCAGCGAAGGCAGCGCCGAAGCCCCCGGCCGCGGCGGUGCUGCAGCCGCUGCUGGAGCUCUUCCUCAAAGCGGAGCGCUGGGCGGGUCAACUCCCGGAGGUCUACGCUGCCUUGGGCUCUCGGCUCUACGCCCACGCCGCGCGUCAGCUUCUGAGCCAAUUCGAGGUUUACGACGACGGGGGUCGGGCCAUCGAGGAGUUCGAGACUCGUCUCCAGUCGCGAGGUUUCAUCCGCGCUUCCGAGAGUCCACUGCAAAUGCAUGUUCGUCAACUGAGUUUUGCGAAGGACGAGGCGCGCAGGGCUUCCAUCCUCGUCCAGGCCAAGGCCUGGCUUCAGGCCGAGUCCGCUGACUUGGUCAGCGUGGAUGCUUUCCACGAGGUGACCGAGCUGCAGUCGGCGGAGGUCCCAAGGCCGCCGGAGCAGAGUCUCCCGACGAAGGUCUCGUCGGUGCUUCUGCGAUUGGUCAGGUGCAUCUUGAGCUCCGUGAAGGCCGCCUGGGACGGACAACAGGAAGCGAAAGAGACCCUGGAGCUCGUUCGACGACUGUGCAUGCUCUUCGCAUUGGUGAGGCCGCAUGUGCACCAACUCAAAGUGGAUGCGAAGCUUUGUUCAGUCUUUCUGGCCGAUGUCCUGUGCUUGGUGAACAUUCUGAUCUGGCUACCCUACAGAUGGCCCACGCCUCAUCCAGCCGAGUUGGUGACUCUCGACUUGGUGCCCCAGCUUCGGCAGCUGGGGGAGCUGCAUUUCACUGGCAUGCUGCGAUACCAGAAGGACCAGCUCCUCUCCGCCUUGUUGCCGUGCAAUUUGGGCCGGGGUGCCGCAGAGGAUUCUGCCUACGUCGCCACAGAGGCCGCCCUGGGCGCAGCCGCGCAGCAGCUAAAGGUUUUCUGCAGCGGCGUUUGUGGAGUACUCCCUGCCCAAGUGCUCCGAGAGAGCGUCCUGCUGCUCCUCGGCUUUUUCUGCAAGGAGCUCGUGCGAAGGCACCUGGAGGCUGCCAACGAACCGCUGUCAAAGCCGCCAAAGGUGGAUCUAGCAGCUGGUGUUGGGCGAGUUGUCGGCGUUGGUGGCCGUUUAUUGGAGACCUUCGCGGGAGCUGCAGGCGUGGGUGGGGGCCGUGGGGGCACUGGCUCAGACGAUUUCCGAGAAGUGCUGGCUGGGCUGAAAGAUCCACGAGUCCCGGACCCGAGUCCUCAGAUGGAAACCUGGGUCCUGGACGGAGAGGACGUGUCAAGCGUGAUUGCGCUGCUGACAUCUGCACAAGCCAUGGUGCGCCAAAGCCUUCAAGCAGCAAAUCUUGCAGCUGUGGAGGACGAGGUCCCAGGCUACUCCGAGCUUCAACUGGUAGCUGACUUGCUGGGCUCCGACUUCUCUCGGUUCCUCCAAGGGCGCAAGAAGAUCCUGAAAAUCAUGCAGCGGGACGAGGUGAUCCGGCUAAUGAAGUUGAGCUGGCAGGACGAGGCGCUGACGGCGGAGGAGGCUUGGCGCGUCCUGACGGCCGGCUGA
Molecule: messenger RNA, 2322 nt
Organism: Symbiodinium sp. CCMP2456
Lineage: Eukaryota; Dinophyceae; Suessiales; Symbiodiniaceae
Source: the annotation of a GenBank genome assembly